Messenger RNA from Olea europaea var. sylvestris, 1663 nucleotides. RefSeq names its product protein trichome birefringence-like 3. Lineage: Eukaryota; Viridiplantae; Streptophyta; Magnoliopsida; Lamiales; Oleaceae. Gene Ontology annotation, cellular component: Golgi apparatus. Bases 182 to 1459 code for a protein of 425 amino acids. The transcript is spliced from 6 exons. The record is from RefSeq and is a predicted model, not a curated record. Gene Ontology annotation, molecular function: O-acetyltransferase activity.
GCUUUAGCUUCACGUCUACUCAAAAACCCGCAAAAAAUAACCUGCAAAACAUCUCUCAAUUGUGCUCAUCAUUAAUUUUUUUUCCCCCACUUGUGUUGCCUAUCCUUUACAAAUCUCUCCUUUUUUAUUUAUCUUCAAUCUGUACUUUUCCCCUUCAGAGUGUUCCUAUUAGCUGUUGGACAUGGGCAUGCUCAAGUAUCAGCGGGGAAAAGUACCAUUGUCGAUCAUUGCCAUCUCUGUUUGUGCCUUGGCGUUCGUAGUUCUCUUGUACACUGAAAGAAUCAGCCCUCUUUCUUCCGGUUCCAUCUUCCGGUUCACGUUCUGCAGUGCUAAACGACAUGCUGCAAAGUUGAAGAAGUCACGUGAUGAGUACAUCAAGCCAAUUAGUUAUGCAGAUGAUGACAGGUUUGAGUUUGAUCCAGAAGAAUGCAGUCUAGCUCAUGGAAAAUGGGUGUUCAAUCGAUCAGUUAAGCCGCUGUACUCAGACAGCACAUGCCCAUAUGUGGACAGACAAUUCUCCUGUGUCAAGAACGGACGCCUUGAUUUUGAUUACCGUCAUUGGCAAUGGCAGCCUGAUGAUUGUAUGUUGCCUAGGUUUGAUCCUCAAAUUGCGCUGAAAAAAAUUCAAGGAAAAAGGCUAAUGUUUGUGGGGGAUUCACUUCAAAGAGGACAAUGGGAAUCCUUUGUUUGCCUUGUUGAAUCCAUGAUACCCCAACACCAGAAAUCCAUGAAACGAGGCCAUAUGCAUUCAGUCUUCAAAGCUAAGGAAUACAAUGCCACAAUUGAGUUCUACUGGGCUCCAUUUCUAGUAGAGUCCAACUCAGACGUUCAUAUAAUAGUAGAUCCAAAGAAGAGAAUUCUAAAAGUUGAUUCAGUUGCCAACCAUGCCAAGCAUUGGACAGGAGUUGAUAUCCUUGUCUUUAAUACUUAUGUUUGGUGGACGAGUAGCCUCAAUAUCAAAUCACUAUGGGGUUCUUUUGCCAAUGGAGAAGAAGGUUACGAAGAAUUAGAUGCGCAUGUUUCUUACAGAAUAGGCCUAAAGACAUGGGCAAAUUGGGUCGAUUCAAACAUUAAUCCAAACAAAACACGUGUGUUCUUUACUACCAUGUCGCCUACACACCAAAGGAGCGCAGAUUGGGGCAAGAUGAACGGGACUAAAUGUUUCAACGAAACGAAGCCUAUAACGAAGAAACGACACUGGGGAACCGGUUCGGACAAGCGGAUGAUGAGUGCGGUGGCCGGCGUGGUCGAAAGGAUGAAAGUUCCUGUUACAGUAAUCAACAUAACUCAACUAUCAGAAUACAGAAUUGAUGCUCACUCGUCAAUUUAUACUGAGAUGGGAGGCAACUUAUUGACUGAUGAAGAGAAGGCUGAUCCAUUACAUUAUGCAGAUUGCAUACAUUGGUGUUUACCAGGAGUUCCUGAUACCUGGAAUCAAAUAUUUUAUGCUCAUUUGUAGCAGAAAUAAAUGUAUGACAAUCUAUGCAUUUUCUUGACAACAAGAUGUCAACGAUGUAUACUUUCUCAUAAUUGCUGUAUUUUUUUUAUUUUUUACUUGUGUGCUGCUUUGAUUUCUUCUGCAGGUAGUUUGAAUCAUUUGAUAAAGCAAUUGAAAUUUUCGUACCAGAGAAUUACACUUCUUAAUUCUGAUGCUUCAUAAAAA